Messenger RNA from Manacus vitellinus (golden-collared manakin), 2463 nucleotides. It is a transcript of the gene PLEKHA6, whose product is annotated as pleckstrin homology domain containing A6. The record is from RefSeq and is a predicted model, not a curated record. The transcript is spliced from 24 exons. NCBI's taxonomy places the organism in Eukaryota, Metazoa, Chordata, Aves, Passeriformes, Pipridae.
AUGGGGGAUGACAUCGACUGGCUGGACCUGCCGGGCAGGUGGACCUACGGCGUCCCGGACGCCCCCGGCGCUGCAGCUGGGGCUGGAGAAGGCGAAAUUCCCUGUGUGUCCGUGCCGGGAAGCUGGAGCUGGGCUGUGGCGCCGGUGCUCCACAAUGAAAGGCGGAACACGUUCCUGCACCCAGUGACGGGACAGGUCCCCGAGGACAGCUCCAGACUCGACUUGCACAACUCCCGCAAGGGCAUCGCCUUCGGGAAGCGCUCCAACUCCAUGAAGAGGAACCCCAACGCCGCCGUCACCAAGAGCGGGUGGCUCUACAAGCAGGCCAGCUCGGGGGUGAAGCAGUGGAACAAGCGCUGGUUUGUGCUGGUGGAUCGGUGCCUCUUCUACUACAAAGAUGAGAAGGAGGAGAACAUCCUGGGCAGCAUCCCCCUCCUCAGCUUCCGCGUGGCGGCCGUGCAGCCCUCGGACAACAUCAGCAGGAAGCACACGUUCAAGGCCGAGCACGCCGGCAUCCGCUUCUACUUCUUCAGCGCCGAGAACACGGAGGAGCAGGAAUCCUGGAUCCAAGCCAUGGGCGAGGCCGCCCGGGUGCAGAUCCCCCCGACCCAGAGGCACGAGAAGCCGGACUCGGAGAACAUCCCCCCCAGCAAACACCACCACCACCUGCACUGCAACAGCGCCCACCGCGAGCACCCCAAAGCCGACAUGACGCAGCUGCAGCAGUGGGUGAACUCCCGCCGUGGGAACGUGCCCCCCGAGGAGCUGCGCAGCCCCACCAGGUUUUACCCCGUGCCUCGCCGAGUGCCCGACUACUAUUCCCCCUACUCGCCGCAGUACCCCGAGGAGUACCAGUACUACCCCGCGGGGGUGCGCCCCGACAGCAUCUGCUCCAUGCCCGCCUUCGACCGCGUGAGCCCGCCCUGGGCGCUGGAGGACAAGCGCCACUCCUUCCGCAACGGGGGCACCUUCCAGCUGCGGGACUGGAAGGACCCGGCCGGGUUCGGCCGGCAGGACGUGCCGCUGUGGCUGCCGGCCCCCGGGAGGCAGCCACCCUACCUGGACGAGGUGGACGCGGCCUCGGGCUCCCUGCGGAGGAUGUCGCUGCAGCCGCGGUCCCGCUCGGUGCCGCGCUCGCCCAGCCAGGGCUCCUACAGCCGGCCGCGGGUGUACUCGCCCGUGCGCUCGCCCAGCGCCCACUUCGAGCGGCUCCCGCCCCGCGGCGACGAGAUCUACGCCGACCCCACGCCCUUCAUGAUGAGGCGGUCCAUCAGCUCGCCCAAGUACGACUACCUGGGUGACAGGCGGCCCGUCCCCCCCGGAGUGUAUCCGUACCACUUCCCGGCAUCCCCCACCAUCCACGACAAAAUGGAUGAACUUUUAGACCUUCAGUUGCAAAGAAACCUAGAGUAUUUGGACCAGCAGAUGAGCGAGAGCGAUGGUGGAGACCCUCCCUACCCCUAGGGCCAGCUCUACAUGCAAGUGACGCCCUUCCCGGAGGCCUACAGGGACACUCUGCAUCCCUACAAGAUAAGCGAGCAAGACACCGAUAAGCUGCUGGGGAAGCUCUGUGAGCAGAACAAGGUGCUGCGGGAGCAGGAGAGGCUGGUGCAGCAUGGGGAUGUUUCUGAGGAGAGCCUGGAGAGUGCCCUGAUGGGGACGCACCAGGAGCUGGAGAUGUUUGGGAGCCAACCUGCCUACCCAGAGAAGCUGCUGCACAAGAAGGAGUCGCUCCAGAACCAGCUCAUCAACAUCCGUGUGGAGCUGUCUCAGGCCAGCACGGCCUUGGCAAACAGCACCGCCGAGUACGAGAGCCUGGAGAGCGAGGUGUCCACCCUGCACGACGACCUGUGGGAGCAGCUGAACCUGGACAUCCAGAACGAAAUGCUCAACCGGCAGAUCCAGAAGGAGAUCUGGCGGAUCCAGGACGUGAUGGAGGGGCUGAGGAAGAACAACCCGUCCCGUGGCACCGACACUGCCAAGCACAGAGUGGCCCUGGGCCCCUCGGGGACGUACAGCUCCAACAGCCCUGCCAGCCCCCUGAGCUCUGCCAGCCUCACCAGCCCCCUCAGCCCCUUCUCCCUCAUCUCUGGCUCCCAGGGCUCGCCCACCAAGCCCGGACCUGGCGAGGAACCAGGCCCGCCUCGACCUCCCCUCCCCAAGUCCUACGUCCCCCUGGAGUCUCCUCCGGCCGUCCCUCCGCUGCCCAGCGAGAGCCGCCUCUGGCCGUACCCCACGUCCCCUUCCUGGCAGCACGGCGGGGCAGAGGCCAAGCGGGGACAGCCCAAACCAGGCUUCGAGCAGAGCAAGAAGGAGGUGCAGCGACCCAGCCCCCCCGGCCCCCCGGGCGAGGGGCUCCUGCAGGGCCGGCAGGAGCAGGAUGCAGAGAAGCAGGCGGCUCUCAACAAGGCUCAAGCCCUGGCUGCUGCCGGCGCCAUCAAGUUCCACGGGGCCACGUUUUAG